AUGCAGGAUGGAUCGGAGGUGGUUGUCAAGAUUCCGAAUCCGAAUGCUGGACCCAGCCACUACGUAAUGGCGUCAGAAGUAGCGACCAUGCAAUAUGCGCGUGAGUCUCUGCAACUGCCUGUUCCGAGAGUUUUGUCCUAUUGUAGCCAUGCUUCGGAGAGUCGGCUGGGGACUGAGUACAUCGUGAUGGAGAAAGCCCGAGGAAUUGAGUUGAGCCGCAAAUGGGACACCCUCAAGGGGCGGGAGAAGUUAUCAAUUGUGAAGCAAAUUGCUUCCAUUGGUUCUACACUAUCUAGGGCCGAGUUCCCAUUCUACGGUGCCUUGUAUCGUCAGGAAGACGUGUCGGAAUUGGAAAGUAUGAUGAUUGACGAGACUUUUGCGAUCGGCCCAUUAACAGGCAGGUCGUGGCAUGAAGACGAAAGAGGGGAGUUUGAUGUCUACAAAGGUCCAUGGUUUUAUCCUGCGGAUUUCAUCAGAGACAUGGCUCUGCGUGAAAAGGGCUGCGUUGAAAAAUUCUUUCCGUUGUUCCGAGAUCGUCAGCAGGGAUUCUUCAAUUGGUAUGGGGACUAUCGCCCGACGAAGGAAGCAAAGCUGUCUGCUUUAAAUGAUUUUCUUCAGAUCUUCAAAAAUAUUCUACCAAUAUCCGAUUUAUUAAAAGUCGGAACACUGUGGCACGGCGACCUGCACGGACAGAAUAUAUUUGUCGACCAUGAUGAUCCGACCAAGAUUACCAGCAUCAUUGACUGGCAAACUGUAUCUAUAUACCCCAAGUUCUUUGCUGUCUGUCACCCAUCCUUGAUAGAAUUUGACGGUCCGAAACCAGAGCAAUUUGUGAUGCCGACUUUACCAGAAGGCUUCGAGGAUUUUGAUGUGAAGCAGAAGAAAGUCGCCAAGGAGCUUUAUCUUGCGCAGAUAUUGUGGCUCUCUUAUGAGCUUCAGGUUUCCAAAGAUUCCAGUGGCUUUUCGCGUGUUUUUGAGUAUCAGGAUUCGUUGCAAGCCGAGUUACUUAGACUAAUAGGAGCAGUCUUCGAUGGGGGUGAGCCCUAUAUCCAAAGGCUGCUUGCCAUUGCCUCGAGAGAUGAGAUAUGGCCCAAAGUAGUUGGGGAAGAUGACGACGGGAACCCGAAAGAGCCCUGCCCUUUGUACUAUAGUCAGCGUGAUUUGGAAACGCAGGAUCAAGACUUUGAAAAAUGGGCAAGGGACAUCGAAAGGAAGCAAGAGCUACUUGACGAGGUUGGCGUGAGUUCAGGCUGGGAUGGAGAUGUACCUGCAGACCAGUAUGAUGAACUCAUUAGACGACUGGAUGUGGCCAAGGAGAGGUUUUUGAAUCGUGCAUCAUCAACUCCAGAGGAACGAGCCUUGUGGGAGAAGACAUGGCCUUUUCAGGAUAAGACCAGCUCAUAG
This is a messenger RNA of Aspergillus affinis, 1404 nucleotides long. Its product is annotated as phosphotransferase family protein. NCBI's taxonomy places the organism in Eukaryota, Fungi, Ascomycota, Eurotiomycetes, Eurotiales, Aspergillaceae. Bases 1 to 1404 code for a protein of 467 amino acids. The record is from RefSeq and is a predicted model, not a curated record. The transcript is spliced from 3 exons. Gene Ontology annotation, cellular component: mitochondrion.